AUGUCUGGGACAACUGACCAGUCACCCUCCUAUGACGAGGAACCACAACUACAUCACCAUAUCAGUAGUGACAAAGACCACGAGCCUGAAAAUACACCCGAAAACAUGUCUACAAAUAACCCAGCACCCGAUGGCGGGAUCCGCGCUUGGUUCGUCGCCGGCGGCGCUGCAUCGAUAUUCCUGUGCACUCUCGGCCUCGCAAACUCGUUUGGCACAUUCGAACAGUACUACCUGAGUCAUCAACUGAAGGGGGAUUCGGCGUCCAAGAUAUCCUGGAUUGGGUCACUGCAGUCCUUUCUCCAGUUCUUUGCCGGUAUGCUUGGUGGUCCGCUGUUCGACCGAUAUGGCUCCAUGGUCAUCUACCCUUCAUCGGUGGCAUACGUGUUCGCUCUCAUAAUGCUGAGUUUGUGCAAAACAUACUGGGACACGAUGUUGGUGCAGGGCGUCCUGAUGGGCAUCGUCAUGGGGUUUCUGCAGAUCCCAGCAUUCGCUGCCGUGUCGCAGUACUUUGACAGAAAACGUGCAGCAGCCUUGGGCCUUGCCGUGUCCGGUUCGUCGAUCGGCGGGAUCAUCUUACCGAUCAUUUUGUCCAAGAUGCUCAACGACUCGUCGCUCGGUUUUGCAUGGACAGUCCGCAUCGUGGGUUUCAUCAUCCUGCCGUUCAUGGCGUUUGCGAGUUUAGCCGUCAAGCCGCGCCUGCCGCCUCGCAAGACUCGACUCUUCCUCCUAUCUCCCUACAAGGACAUACGCUUCAUCAUGCUCCUCAUUUCCCUGUUCUUCAUGUUCUUCGGCAUGUUCACUCCCUUCUUCUACCUCACGACAUACGCCACCACACGAGGCAUGGACGCCGCGCUGGCCGGGUACCUCCUCGCCAUCGUCAACGCAACAUCGACCCUCGGCCGGAUCAUCCCAGGGAUCCUCGCAGACAAGUACGGCCGCCUCAACACAUUCGCUCUCGGCGGCGUCGCCACGGGAAUCAUUGAUGUCGGCACCUAUAUGGGCAUGGGCAUGGCUGUGGCCGGCCUGGGGGCGCUGAUCGGCCCGCCUAUUAACGGGGCCAUCUUUGAUGCAUCGGGAGGGUUCUUUCAGGUCUGUAUGUUCAGCGGUGCCAUGGCGGUUGUGGGGGGAUUAGUCGCGUUUGCGGGCAAGUCUUUGACUAGCGAGGGUCUCCUGGGGUGGGUUUGA
Aspergillus fischeri NRRL 181 is the source of this 1185-nucleotide messenger RNA. RefSeq names its product monocarboxylate permease. Gene Ontology annotation, biological process: transmembrane transport. The record is from RefSeq and is a predicted model, not a curated record. Gene Ontology annotation, cellular component: fungal-type vacuole membrane. Gene Ontology annotation, molecular function: transmembrane transporter activity. The transcript has 3 exons. NCBI's taxonomy places the organism in Eukaryota, Fungi, Ascomycota, Eurotiomycetes, Eurotiales, Aspergillaceae. Bases 1 to 1185 code for a protein of 394 amino acids.